AUGCGCUCGGCCACUGUCCUCCUUUCUUUUGCCUCCACCACUGCCAUCGCCCAAGAGAUCAGUUCCGCCAAUGGUCCUAGCAUAAUCGCCAGCCCAAAUGCAAUCUCGGGCCCUAAUGUCAACUUUGGCUGGCAGUCAGGUGGAUCACUCUUCGCUGAGGGAUCCAGGCCCGGACAGAGCAGUAAUGGCUUCAAUAGCAUUAUUGGGUCGUCGAUCUCGAACAUAAAGACUAGCGAUGUGUCUAGAGGAAAUACAAUCAACAAUCCGUCACAGUCGCAUAUCAAAGGUGGCGAUGGAUGGGCGGCCAGCGGCGAGACUAACCAGCUCGGCCCAGUGCAUAGCACAUCCAGUGCUGGUGGGUUCAUUCACUGCAGCAAUGAUGUUGUUCUUAGCAAUAAUGGCGGUAAGGCAGCUCCCGAUAUUUCUCGGUUUGUUCCGCCCGGAUUUGUCUCCGGCAGGUUCGCUACCCCGGUCGGGGGCUCUGCCUUUGUUCCUCCUAGAGCUGUCAACAACGGCAUAAUAAAUGGGACCCACAGGCGCAGCAGCGAUGUUUUGUUUGCGAAUGGCCAGCGUCAGGCCAGCGCUGUUGCCGGCAGUGGUUAUGGCGGAUUCGCUGGCCCCCAGUUUGCCCUGGCCACUAUCCACCCGAUGGUAGCAGAGCAGAGCGGGCAAAAAAACCAUUGUCAUCCAGAACCAGGCAUAGCACAGCGGUGGGGAGCAAGGUGCUGA
This is a messenger RNA of Linderina pennispora, 729 nucleotides long. RefSeq lists its product as uncharacterized. The transcript has a single exon. Bases 1 to 729 code for a protein of 242 amino acids. The record is from RefSeq and is a predicted model, not a curated record. NCBI's taxonomy places the organism in Eukaryota, Fungi, Kickxellomycota, Kickxellomycetes, Kickxellales, Kickxellaceae.